CCGUUAUGCAGUGGAAAGGUUAUUCAACACAGGGGCAAGUUCGACGUGUUUUAGAUUUCGGAAAGGCCGCUCAGUGCUGGAGGUGGUCAUUCCACGGAAUCGCCUACACCCGGGUUUGGCGAGGACACGGAGCACGGACCAAGUGGAGCGCGUCAAUCUAUGCAUGUGCAAGUCUUGUUGCGACUUCGGCCUUUCUCAUGAAGCAGCAUGGUGCGCGGAACAUCAACAGGAUGCAAAGCGGCUCUGACGAUAAUGUAAUGUCGAUUCCAUGCCUGGGCCAGCACUGUCAACAGUGUCCACGUCUAGCUGACCUGAAACGUCCGCGCAAAGACCACAGGGCGAUCAACGCCGACAAAUAUGUCUUAUCUGGCGACAUAAACAAGCUUUUGUUCUUAUCGCGGCGGUAGCUGUCGAAGCUUAGAGUUAAAGAAGACGGGACCAUUUUGCGAGUAACCCUAUUACUUCGAACAGAGUGGUCAGUAUCCUGCCAUCGGAGUAGGACUAGGACCGGGGUUAUUGCGCGUGUCGAAGCCUUUCGCAAUGUCCGAGGUGACCACAAGGUAGUGUCAAGGCAUAAUUCAUGUGGGGUGUCUGAACCGUCAAGCACAGUUUGUUCCGUGUGUUAGAGGUGCUAGCUUCGAGCAUCUGGGACUUCUGGCGCGAAGAGCUUGAGAACAUAAAAGCUGAAUCUCGUAGAUAUGGCCUUUCAGUUAAUUUGUUUUUAACGCGGAAUGAAAGCCUGGAUGAUGCGAAAAGGCCUCGUUGCUCGCUGGCGGGGCCACAACUCAACAGCCCGUCUGAUCUGCCAGUACGGAAAAGGAACCCCACGUGGCUCGC
Molecule: messenger RNA, 837 nt
Organism: Laetiporus sulphureus 93-53
Lineage: Eukaryota; Fungi; Basidiomycota; Agaricomycetes; Polyporales; Laetiporaceae
Exons: 2
Coding region: 6-407 (133 amino acids)
Source: RefSeq, a predicted model, not a curated record